Molecule: messenger RNA, 5606 nt
Organism: Ahaetulla prasina
Lineage: Eukaryota; Metazoa; Chordata; Lepidosauria; Squamata; Colubridae
Gene: NFS1
Product: NFS1 cysteine desulfurase
Exons: 13
Coding region: 150-1478 (442 amino acids)
Biological process (GO): [2Fe-2S] cluster assembly
Cellular component (GO): nucleus; mitochondrion; cytosol
Molecular function (GO): cysteine desulfurase activity; pyridoxal phosphate binding
Source: RefSeq, a predicted model, not a curated record
CGAUCUCUUUCAGUUCGAUCUGUUUCCGGCUCAGUCUGAUGAUGAAACAGGAAACCACCUCAGCCUCGGGUGAAGGGUUAACUGCAGGCGCUGCUGAGCUUUGAAACUGCGUUGUCUUAAGGAGCGGCUAGGGAAGCCGAGAAGAGGGGAUGAUGCUGAUAUUACGGCCGACGGCAUUGUGGGUCUCGAAAGGGCGGGUGGUUUUCCAAGGAAGGAAGUUUUCGGGGGCUCUGCGCCAACAAGGUAAAGGCCAUGUUGAUGAAUCUUCACUCCGGCCACUAUAUAUGGAUGUCCAAGCAACAACCCCUCUGGACCCAAGGGUUUUGGAUAGCAUGCUGCCUUAUCUUGUGCAUUACUAUGGCAACCCACACUCUAGAACUCACGCAUAUGGUUGGGAAAGUGAAACUGCAAUGGAAAAAGCUAGACAGCAAGUUGCAUCAUUAAUAGGAGCAGAUCCUCGAGAAAUUAUUUUUACCAGUGGGGCCACAGAAUCAAAUAAUAUAGCAAUUAAGGGCGUUGGAAGAUUUUAUAAAUCCAGAAAGAAACAUAUAAUUACAACACAAACUGAACACAAAUGUGUGCUAGAUUCUUGUCGUGCCCUAGAAGCUGAGGGUUUUCGAGUCACUUACUUGCCUGUAAAGAGAAAUGGCCUUAUAGAUAUAAAGGAACUGAAAAAUGCAAUAGAACCUGACACAAGCCUAGUGUCGAUAAUGACUGUAAAUAAUGAAAUAGGUGUGAAACAGCCAAUUAGUGAUAUUGGUGACAUUUGCAGUUCCAAUAAAGUUUUUUUCCAUACAGAUGCUGCACAGGCAGUUGGAAAAAUCCCUCUGGAUGUCAAUGAUAUGAAAAUUGAUUUAAUGAGCAUAAGUGGCCAUAAAAUUUAUGGUCCCAAAGGGGUUGGUGCAAUUUAUGUCCGGCGGCGACCAAGAGUAAGAGUGGAACCUAUACAGAGUGGAGGAGGUCAAGAGCGAGGAUUACGUUCUGGAACUGUGCCAACUCCGUUAGUAGUUGGCCUUGGGGCAGCUUGUGAAUUGGCACAGCAAGAAAUGGAGUAUGACCAUAAACGAAUUAGCUUAUUAGCUGAUAGGCUAAUCACAAGAAUAAUAUCAGAAGUUCCUGAUGUUGUAAUGAAUGGAGACCCAAUGCAUCGUUAUCCAGGCUGCAUCAAUUUAUCAUUUGCGUAUGUGGAAGGGGAAAGCUUGCUGAUGGCCCUGAAAGAUGUGGCACUCUCUUCUGGAAGUGCUUGUACAUCUGCAUCUUUGGAACCAUCAUAUGUAUUACGUGCUAUUGGAACAGAUGAGGAUUUGGCUCAUUCAUCCAUAAGAUUUGGAAUUGGACGUUUUACUACUGAAGAAGAAGUAGAUUAUACUGUAAAUAAAUGCAUACAACAUGUGAAAAGAUUAAGAGAAAUGAGCCCACUGUGGGAGAUGGUACAGGAUGGAAUUGAUCUGAAGAGCAUUAAAUGGACACAGCAUUAAAAUACUUAUAUAUCAGACUGCAUGGUUGUGGAUUAAAUGUUUCUGUACAUUCCUGAGGAAAAGUAUAUAGUUUUAAGUGUGCAAUUCCUGUGUGACCAGUGAAAUGCAUUUUUUAAAUACAGAGCCUGAAAACUAAUUCUACGACAAGAGUUUUGUUUUGUGCAUUAACUUUCACAUAAAGAAGUAUACAUAGACAUAAAGUAUGCUGACACCAAAGAAGUUGCAGUACUUUUAUUUUUAGAUGAUCUUGUCACAGCUUGGUAUAAUGAGACUUCAGAAUUGUAUCAUGGUGAAAAAAUGGUUGGUUUGUUGGUCUUCUGUAAGCAUUAUGAGGCCAUGCUGAAUGUAUUUUAUCAUGUUACCUUGCAGAAACAUAUUAUACAUUCAGAAAUAAUGUUUCUUAUAGAAAGGAGUUUACUUUACUAAAUCCAAUGUCUUAUGCUUACGCACUGGUGCUUGUUAUAUAGAAAUACGCAUGCUAAGCUAACUAAAUCUAUAGGUAGAUUUCUGUAUAUAAAGUUCAAAUGAAAGUGAAAGAAUUAAUGUUAUGUAUUUCAUGCAGUUAUAUAUUUCAUGUAAAAGCUGUACCAAUGCAAUUUUUGUGCUUAAGUAAUAGAAAAUGAUAUGGAAUACAAUAGGAAUCGCUUUGUCACAUUUGUAGACCAAGAGAAAGCAUUUGAUACAGUUCAUAGGAAAAUGUUAUGGCAAACACUGACCUAAUAUGGUGAACAUGUUAUUAGAGUAUGCAAAAGCUUAUAUAGUGAUUGCAGAAGUGUAGUCGGAACAAAUCAAGAAAUAUCAGAAUCCUUCACUGUAAUAUCCAGAAUAAAACAGGCAUUUGUACUGUCAUCACUAUUGUUUAUUGCCUAUAUUGACAACAUAAGCAAAGAAGACAAACCCAAGAAUGGAAAUAUCAAUGAACUACUCUUUGCAGACAAAUAGGCAUUGAUAGCAAGUACAGCUAAGAAACUGCAACAUCUUAUGGUGAUGAACCAAGAAUGCCAGACAAAUAAUAUCAGAAUUAGCAAAGAGCAAACAGAAGUAAUAGCAAUUGAAAGAAAAAAGCAUACCCUAAAAGCAUACCCAUCUAUAGUAACAGAAGGAACAAGCAUACCACGUGUAUCAAAGUUCAAAUAUCUAGAAACAAUAUCCAACCAAAUAUGCUAAAAUGGACAAAGAGAUUAACAUACGAUGCAGUAAGGCAAACAAAGUAUUAAGACAACUUGCUCCAGUCCUACAACAAAAAGCAAUACCGAUCAGCACAAAGAAGCAUGUCAUGCAAAGUAGAUUCAUCCUUAACUUAUGUUACCAGUGUCAAACAUGGACACUUCCAACAAAACUUAAAUGAAAGUUAGUCACCAUGGAAAUGAAAUGUUUGAAAAAAGUUGCUGGAGUGACAAGAAGAGAUAAAAUCAUAAUGAGACUAUAAGAGAAAGAAUUGGCAUAGAACCAACCUUAAGUUACAUACAAAAACAGCAAGGAGAGGAUGUCAUGAGAUUCCAUACCAUACAGGUUAUAUACAAAAAGAGAAGAUCAAAGAACAUGAAGCAGACCAGAAAAUGGAGAGACAGUACUACAACAACAUCAAUUAAUGGUUAAGCCAGCCAGAAAAGGAGACGGUGGGAAGGGAGUAAAGGAGGCGACAGAGAAGAAUUUCAUUGUCAACAUGUUGAUUUUUAAAGGUGAUAUAAGAGGAUGCUGGGUUAAAAGACAAAUGUGUUUGGAAAUUGCUUGCUGUUUUUGCUCAUUUUUUUAAAUUUCAUUUGUCACAAUAGUAUACAAACAUCGACAUAAAACAACAACACAUCAUAUAAGAAAUAUAUAUAUAUAAGCAAAAGAAUGCAAUAACUGUUAAUUUGAUAUAAUGAAAAGGAACAAUAGGACAGGAACGGUAGGUACAUUUGUGCUCUUAUGCACGCCCCUUGUAGUCCUCUUAGGAAUCGGGUGAGGUCAAAAGUAGUCAGUUUUUGGUUGAAGAUUUUGGGAUUUUGAGUAGAGACUAUAGAGUCAGGUAAUGAGUUCCAAGCAUUAACAACUCUGUUACAGAAGUCAUAUUUUCUGCAAUCAAGUUUGAAGCGGUUGACAUUAAGUUUGAAUCUAUUGUUUGCUCUUGUAUUAUUGCGAUUGAAGCUGUAGUAGUCUUUUACAGGAAGGAUAUUACAAUAGAUUAUUCUGUGUGUUAAACACAGGUCAUGUCAAAGUGAGCGGAGUUCUAAGUUUUCUAAUCCCAGGAUUUCAAGUCUGGUGGCAUAAGGUAUUUUGUUGUUUAUGGAGGAGCGAAGAACUCUUCUAGUAAAAUAUUUCUGGACGCGUUUGAUUGUAUUAAUAUCAGAGAUGUGGUAUGGGUUCCAGACAGAUGAGCUGUAUUCAAGAAUAGGUCUGGCAAAUGUUUUGUAUGCUCUGGUUAGUAGUGUAGAGUUUUUGGAAAUGAAGCUGCGUAAAAUUAGGUUUACAACUCUUGGAGCCUUUUUUGCUAUGUAACUGCAGUGGGCUUUGGCAUUUAGGUCAUUUGAUAUGAAAACUCCAAGGUCUUUGACAGGGUGUGGGUCGUCAGUAAGGUAAUGUCCGUCAAGCUUGUACUUGUUGUUUGGGUUCUUUUUUCCAAUAUGUAAGACUGAGCAUUUGCUGGUUGAGAUUUGGAGUUGCCAAGUUUUGGACCAAUCGGAUACAAAGUCAAGGUCUUCUUGAAGGGUAGAAGUAUUGUUAGUGGUAUUAAAUAGUUUGACAUUGUCAGCAAAGAGAACACAAUAACUUGAGAUAAGGUCACAGAGAUCAUUUAUGUAUAGUAUGAAGAGCGUUGGUCCAAGAACACUACCUUGGGGAACGCCAUUUUCAGAAACGAGUACCAGUGGAGAACAUCCCAUCCCAUCUCAAGCUCAAUUAACACAUUUGAUGAUGCUGAAGACAGUUGACCACAGCUGAUAGAUCCAGCAAGAUCAGGAUAAUCACCCCCCCCCCACAUUCCAAACCUAAUGGAAUGGAAUGCAACUAAUGUAAAAGAUAAAGGGUUCCCUGUCCAGUCAUGUCUGAUUGUAAACUGAUGUCCAUUUCUUAGCCGAGGAAGCCAGCAUUGUCCAAAGACAUUUCUGUGGUCAUGUGGCCAGCAUGGUUAUACACCAAGGCACAAAGAACACUGUUACCUUCCUACUGAAGUGGUACCUAUUUAUCUACUUGCAUUUGUAUACUUUUGAACUGCUAGGUGGGCAGGUACUGGGACAAGUAACAGGAGAUCACCGCCUUGUGCAGCACUCAGAUCACAAAGGGCUGUCAGCUUUCCAGCUGACAAGCUCAGCAUCUUUAACCACUGAGCCACAGCAACUCAUGUAGUUCCAUCCUAUACUCAAAAAAUCCAGAUAAUCUGUUUCAUUCCAAGCUUUCUGUAAUUGUAGUCUUACCAUCUUUCCAACAACUUUAAAAUUUUAAAAUAAAAGGUCAUGUGGAUUAAGAUGGCCACAUGGUUUCUGAAAUCUGGAAAUGUCUAUUUAAAAAUGUGUACUGUCCUGGUGCUUGUCAAAUGCCAUUAGUUUGCAAGCUUUAACUCUUAUAUUUUAAAUACUCAACUCAAAACCGUAGAAAUGGUGGUAGACUUUAGGAAAAACCCUUCCAUACUUCCACCUCUCACAAUACUUGACAACACAGUAUCAACAGUAGAAACCUUCAAAUUUCUGGGUUCUAUCAUAUCGCAAGAUCUCAAAUGGACAGCUAACAUCAAAAACAUCAUUAAAAAGGACAACAAAGAAUGUUCUUUCUGCGCCAACUCAGUAAGCUCAAACUGCCCAAGGAGCUGCUGAUCCAAUUCUACAGAGGAAUUAUUGAGUCUGUCAUUUGCACCUCCAUAACUGUCUGGUUCGGUUCUGCAACUCAACAAGAAAAACACAGACUUCAGAGGAUAAUUAGAACUGCAGAAAAAAUAAUUGCUACCAACUUGCCUUCCAUUGAGGACCUGUAUACUGCACGAAUCAAGAAGAGGGCCGUGAAAAUAUUUGCAGAUCCCUCGCAUCCUGGACAUAAACUGUUUCAACUCCUACCCUCAAAACGACGCUAUAGAGCACUGCACACCAGAACAACUAGACACAAGAACAGUUUUUUCCCGAAGGCCAUCACUCUGCUAAACAAAUAAUUCCCUCA